Colletotrichum truncatum is the source of this 585-nucleotide messenger RNA. Lineage: Eukaryota; Fungi; Ascomycota; Sordariomycetes; Glomerellales; Glomerellaceae. The record is from RefSeq and is a predicted model, not a curated record.
AUGAGACAACUGGAUAAAAGCCCAUUUACUCAUCUAGACAGUCUUUUCCUACUACAUCACAUCAUGGGCGCAGCUGGCUGGUGGGACGUACUGCCGCGUGACAUAUCCUCCGCUCCACAACUCGUGCACAAGCUGUCAGGCUGCGUUCUUUUGCACGAUUCUGUUACCUUACGACCGUACGAGCGCAUGGACUCCAGUGCAGAGCGCUCUAAACUGCAAAGGCGCUCGCCUCAACGCUCUAGCAGCAGCGGAGCGUACGUAAUGCGCCGGAGCAGGUCUCAGAGCCUGCAUGCUCUCGACCCAAGCCAGAAUCUUGACAGCCUCUAUCGCUCCCCAAGUGCUUGGUCUGUGCGAUUUGCCGCGAAGCCAAAAGAAAGGUGUGGGUUAAGUAGUGCUUGGUCAGAUCAUUCGGAUCAUGUGCUUGUAGCGGGCUUGUGUGACUUCGGAAUGGCAGUUGCCCUCUGGCACCCACGUCAAAUGGGCAGCUUCGCUGCCUUGAUGGCCUGCUUCGGAUGCGACGAGAUGCUGGUGAAUUAUUUCAGCACGAUGGCCGGAUGUAUCUCACCGAAGAUGGAUGCAGGGUGA